AUGAUAAUCGAAGAUGUUGAUACGGAGGAUCUUCUGAAGAGUAUGAACGGUUCUAUUCCUGAACUGUUCUUCUUUGACAUCAACCCGGAGGGAGACUUGGCAGCGAAUGCCUCAAUCGGGUCUGUUGUCUCCCUUCCGGUCGAAGGGAACGAGCCUGCGCUUUAUGGUUGCAUAACCAACGCCCAAUGGACGGCCGCCCAAAUUCAUGUGUUUCAGUACUACCAUGUCAAGACGCAAGAAUGGUUCGAAAAGAGUGACUGGGGCUCCAACCGUAUGAUCACCAUCCGUACAUCCUAUGCGAACCUCAGCAAUCCUAUUGUGGGAAAGACCAAUACAACUGUCUUCCAGAGGCUUGCCACCACUGCUGGGCUUGCCUCACUCGAGAACAGGGGGCCGGACUGGACACCGUGUCACAUUGAGACGUUGAUCAACGGCAUGCUCAUCAACGCGAUGGGGCGCACGGCACCCAAUGCCCAUCUUAUCACAACGCUCAAAGAUGAGAAUGGUGCGUGGUGGCGUCACUUCUUUCCGCGGAGUCGCCUCUUCGAGCGCUAA
Molecule: messenger RNA, 555 nt
Organism: Colletotrichum chrysophilum
Lineage: Eukaryota; Fungi; Ascomycota; Sordariomycetes; Glomerellales; Glomerellaceae
Exons: 1
Coding region: 1-555 (184 amino acids)
Source: RefSeq, a predicted model, not a curated record